Molecule: messenger RNA, 1451 nt
Organism: Larimichthys crocea (large yellow croaker)
Lineage: Eukaryota; Metazoa; Chordata; Actinopteri; Sciaenidae
Gene: anxa3a
Product: annexin A3a
Exons: 14
Coding region: 84-1103 (339 amino acids)
Cellular component (GO): cytoplasm; nucleus; plasma membrane
Molecular function (GO): calcium-dependent phospholipid binding; calcium ion binding; phosphatidylserine binding
Source: RefSeq, a predicted model, not a curated record
CUCAGGUACUUUUCCAGCUUCCACAGGUGUGGCGGAAAAGUGUUCCGGUUCAGUCAAAUCCAGACGAACUUCCUGUUUACACCAUGGCAUCUUUAUGGGAUGACUUGGACAGUCUUGUGAAUUCCCCUUCUUCUUUCUCAGCAAAAACUGGAGAUAGAGGAACCAUCAAGCCAAAAGCAAACUUUGAUGCAGGAGAAGAUGUUGCAGCUCUGAAGGAUGCUAUUGAAGGACUUGGCACCAAAGAGAAGGUUUUGAUUGACAUUUUGACCCACAGAAGUAGUGCUCAGAGACAGGUCAUCUGUGAAGCUUAUCAGGAAGCCACUGGCAGAACAUUACGGGAGGACCUGAAGGGCGACACCGAUGGGGACUUUGAGGACCUGCUUGUGGCGCUCAUCACCCCUCCUGCAAAGUAUGACUGCCAUGAAGUGAUGCGGGCCAUGGAAGGAGUUGUGACAGAAGAGAGCACCUUGAUUGAAAUCUUUGCCUCCAGAUCCACUGAACAAAUCAAAGCUUUCUGUGAUGUCUAUUUGCAAGAAACAGAGAAAAAGUUGACCCUGGACCUAAAGGCAGAAGUUUCUGGAGACUUUUGCAGUGCGCUGCUCCUCCUUGCUGAGGCAACAAGGGAUGAUAGCACCACAGUAGAUACAGAGAAGGCAAAAGAGGAUGCCAAGACUCUUUACAGUGCUGGGGAGGAGAAAUGGGGCACAGAUGAAUCUAAAUUUAUUGACAUCCUCUGCCAAAGAAGUAUACCUCAGCUGAGACAAACUCUUGUUGAAUACAAGAACAUCAGUGGAAAGACACUGCAACAAAGCAUCGAAGGAGAGAUGUCAGGGGACCUGGAGGAACUACUGGUGGCUAUUGUGAAAUGUGUGAAGAGCGUACCCGCCUACUUUGCAGAACGCCUGUAUGAGUGUAUGAAGGGUGCUGGAACAGACGAGUGCACCCUGAACCGGAUCAUGGUGAGUCGGUCUGAGAUCGAUCUGUUGGACAUCAGGACUGAGUUCAAGAAACUCUACGAGUACUCACUGCUCUCUGCCAUUGAGUCAGAUCUGGGGGGCGAUCAUGGGGACUGUGUGAAGGCUAUCUGUGGAGGAGACGACUAGCUAAUGCCUGAGGAAGUCCGCUUCAUCUUGAACUCUCACUCGAGGCCCUCUGUCGUUUAUGAUACUUCUACUAUGCUUUCAUUUUUAAGCUACUAACUGAUAAAUUGUUUACGGUCUUAGAGCAAUAGACAGCUUUGAAAAAUACACGUCACAUAUGAAAUCAUAAAAGGAUAGUGAGACAUCUUGAGAGACAUGCAGAUCAUUAAAGAUUAAAUUUAAAUCUGGAAAUGUUAACUGAUGUUUAAAUAUAAAAUUCUGUUUUGUUUCAGACGGAAUUAUUAAAAGACUCUGCUGAAAUAAAUCCUAACAUCCACAUGUGAUCCUCUCACCGUGUCUACAUUUCUGUCA